AUGAAAAAUUGUGAAUUGUGUGAUUUACUCAAAAUGCAGCAGCAACACCAACAACAGCAGGAGAAUUGCAUAAAAACCACCGCUGCGCAGCUGAUAAAAUCGUUGCGCUUCAACAACAACAGCACGCCGCAAACGUUAUGCCAGCAUCAACAGACAGCAGCGCCACAACUACAACAGCAGCACAUGCAUCUACAACAUCAACAACAACAACAACAACAGCAGCGUUGCUCCAGUGUUGGCAGCACAGGCAGCAGCACUUGCGACACGCUCUCCUCGCUGUCCGGUUCGGCGUUGUCACCAACGGCCAACAACAACAACAAUCACGGCGGCCUUAAAAGUGCGAGCAUCGGUAACGGUAGCGGUUUGUUGCCCAACAGCGCCACUGCGCUUUCCACGGCACUAAAGAGCGCUGCAGCCGCCGCCGCCGCCACCACGCCAUCGAUGUAUCCAUUGCCAGGCACCCCGCUGGCGACAAACGCUUUACUGCCAUCAACACAGCAAGCAACACUGCCAGCGCCGCCACCAGCAGCGAGCAGCAAUGUGUUGCCCGCCACGGCAGCACUUGGCGGGUUCGGUGGUGCAGCGGCAAUGGCUGCCAAUUUGGCUGAAUCGUUUACGUUAUUACAUCAGCAGGCGCAUCAGCAUUUUCGUGAGAUACUCUAUGCGGCACAUUUGCUUGGACGAGGCUAUUACCAACCUGCCGGUCCAUUGAUCUCACCACACGUUCUACCGCCCUUAGCCGCCGCACCACCGCCGCCUCCUAAUGUGCCACUUUUGGCUGCAGGUGCUGUUUCCGCUUCCGCCGCCGCUGGCUCAUCCAUUAAGAAGUCACAACAAAUACCUGCGCCGCUUAGCUCCGAUCCGGAGCUCGCAGCCGCGGCCCAACAACAGCCACCAUCGUCGGCCACUGCCGCAGAUAACAGCGCAGACAGUGAUGUUCUCAUCACUGGCGGCGACUUGACACCUUUCCGCUAUCCGCCGGUCGCACAUAGCGGCGCGCCAACCACCACACAGCACCAGCAGGUGCAGCAGCAACAGCAGCAUCAACAACAGCUUCAUCAGCAAGCUGCCGCCGCUGCUGCCGCAGCUGCUGCUGCUGCGGCCGCCGCCGCACAUCAAAGUUCACCAUAUCCACGCUCGAUGCACGCACAGAUGCACUACUCGACAGCGUAUCCGGCCAACUAUUGUACACCAUAUCCGGUGGAAGCGGUUUGCUAUUCGCCGCCCGCCUAUCAGCCCUACUUUUCGACCAAAGUUUAUCAGAGCGCGGGACCGCCCCCACCACCACCCUCUACAUACCGACGCUACCCUUACUAUCAACCUGGUCAUCCGGCGCCGCCACCGGCCGAAUUGUACGAACAGGGACCGCCACCACCACCGCCGACGGCGUCUGGUGGUGCUGGCCAAGCGACUGGACCGCCGCCACCACCAACGUCCAUACAGGGACCACCACCAACAGCACCGCCCCCCGGAACACAGCUCGUGCCGGCUGGACCGGCAGCACACGCACAACACCUCGAGCACUAUCCAGGUCCUCCGGGCUACUACACUGGCUAUAGCCCGGGCGGCAGCGCGGCGGGUCAGUGUUAUACGCGCAGCAUACAGGGACCGUAUAUGGAAUAUCCACCACAGUGUCCGUGUCCCAUGCAACAAUCGUGUCCAAAAAACGUCCAUACUGGGCCUCAUAUUGGUAGCAACAACGUCAGCAACAGCAACAGCAUCGGCAACAGCAGCUCGUUCAGCAACAACAGCAACAGCUGUUCAGCGAUGAGUCAUUUGAGCAACAACAGCAGCAAUAUGCUGAUGAAUGGCAGCAACAACAACAGCAGCAGCAGGGAAAUCAACAGCAGCAGCGACAGCAACAAGAGUUCGAUUACGACGAACAGCCAGCACAACAGCAGCAGCUCGAUGAACAAUUCAUUGACUACCAGUAGAGGCCCAGUUAAAAAAUCGACGACUACGGCGACGACAACAUUGACAACAACAGCAACAAUCACUAGCGCGCCAAUAACAGCAACAGCUGUAGCGCUCACGGCCACGGCAACUACGCCAACCCAAAUCGACGAGCUGCUGCUCUUUGGCAAGCAACAGUCGCAGCAGCAUUUAGAUCUGCUGCAGGCGGUGAAAUCCGAGCUGAAGCUAGAAGACUCGGAUAACAAAAGCCAGUACGAGGAGAGCGUAGUACAGCCGCCGACACCGCCCGAGAGCUACACCACCAACGACGAGAAGUUGUUAGACACCCUUACCGAACACGAGUUGUCGUCGGCGUCGCUGCCGGCGACUAUUGAAGAGGCUAACGCGAAGCUGCACUUUGAAUGCGGCAAAAAAAGAGAUAAUAAGUUGGUGGAGGACGAGAGUAUUCGACAACGACCAAUAGCGCGAUUUGCCGCCAUCGGCAAUCGAACGAACGCAGCACAGCCAAUACUAGAAGCCUACGACUUGACAACAGCCGCGACGGUGACACCACCGCCCUCAACGCCGACCUCGGCAGCAACAACCAACGGCGGUAAUCGCAACGGUGGUAGCGUCAGUGCUAACUCCACCAGCAGCACAGCCAACUCUGCCGCGCUGCCGUUCGUGGGACGCAAGGCGCGCAUUGGCAAAACGAUGGCGCGUGAAAUGGUGUACGCAGGUGCGGCCGCUAGCGUGGCAGCGCAGACGCAGAGCAGUUCGCAGGUGCCAUCGACGCCAUUAAUACAAGUGCGUACACUGCCACAGCAGUCAAGUGUGGUGAAGCAGUCCCAACAGCAGCAGCAGCUGCAAGCUCAACAAACUCAGCAGCAAAAACAGCAGCAGCAUCAGGCGCAGGCACAGUUGACUGUGUUGCAGCCUGAGCAGCUGUUGGCUGCCAUCACACCCAGUCCUUCACCACAAGUGCCAGCGACGCUAAGCGAGUGCUUUCCAGGGAUGACGGGCACGGCAGUAUUACAGUCGCCACUGCAGACACCCUUUCUGAUUAAGACGGAAAUAAAGGCGGAAAAAAUUAAGCUGGAAGACGAAGAGCCGCUGCUGAGCGCAGUGUUGCAGCUGCAACAACAGCAAGAAUCCAGCUACAGUCAUGACAGAGACGGCGAGAAAGCCGAGUUGAAGCUUAUUAAAGCAGAGCCUCUAACUUCGGCCUGCGAAGAAGUGGCGGCUGUCGUAAAUGAUGCCGCUGCUAAUGCGACACUAAAACCGUUAGGUCGCAUGCGCCUCUUGCCCAGCUGGCAGCAGCCACCAAUUAUACAAUGCGACAUUGACCUCUCCACGACCUCAGACGACGAUGUGCUCGAUCUCUGCCACAGCCCGACCACAUCCACAUCGGGCGGCAGUGGCCAAAAGUCACGCCUUAAGAUACUUAACCUACCCAAAAUUCAGCAACAGUGCAAGAAAUCGUCUCCAAAUGGCUACAAAAGUCUCAUCAAACAAACCGAACCACGCACUUACUUGUGCCUCAGCGGGCGCAAGCUGGACAAACGGGGUCGCUAUAGCAAGCUACAAAUACGACAAGCGGGCAAGGUAGGCAGUGUCGGCGGUACGAUACGACGACGUCAGCUAGUGCUCACCGAUCAACAGAAGAAGCAGCUGAAGCUGCGCAAGAAGAAGCUACAAGCGCUGGAGCGCCGCAAGCAGGAAUUGUUGGAGAAGCGCCGCGCGGCAGCCAAGCAAGAGCGCAUGCAACGCAGGAAGUUGCUGAAGAAAUCGAUGAUCGCAAGAGGCAUAAAACAGGAGGAAAUCGAGCCGAGCGUUGAGGAGAUCGUCGACUUGGUGGACGAACCGGACCAGACCGAAAGCGAAUUCAGCGAAGUAACACAGCCGGAAAUGCCAAGCUUGCGCAUGCUGCUGUCGGAGAGCAGUAGUCUCAGCAGCAGCAGCAGCGGUAACUGCAACAGCAAUAGUAACAGUAAUAGCAACAGUAAUAGCAAUAGCAGUAGCAGCAUGAGCACACUCAGGAUCACACCUAAACCUUCGCCCAAACGUGGCAAGGUGCCACGUAAAACCUGUAUACCACUGCACCUGCUCGAAACAAUCGACUCGGUGGCGCGUGGUUACUUCUCAGAACCUGAAACGUCACGUUGCAGCGGCGCGUUGAAUACGUACGCGAGCUGUGAUGCAACUGACACGGAACCACUCAUGGAUAAGUCGGCAUCUGGGCGCAAGCCGAAGAAAGAGAAGAAAGCGAGUGCUGAAAAACGCUCAAAGUCUGAAACGAAGAAACCUAUCAAGAGCGCUGAUGCAUCCAGCGCUGCAUGCGAAGUUACUGAUGUCGAAUACACGCUUGCGGUGGCGUAUGCCACGAAAACUACCUCAGCAGUAGCAGCAUCUGCGUCCGAAGCAUACGAAAUAGUGUCCAAGACACCUUUGGAUUUGUCCCAGUACACAGCAGCAGAGCAGGACGAGCUAACAGGGAUUGUUAACAGCUCCGGUUCCACCAGCAAAUCCGCGAACAAAUCCAAGCGUACGCCGGCUAAGCGAAAAACCGCUAAGACGAAGAAGCCAAGAAGACAGGGCGCAAGCAAGAAAAAAGCCAACGUGAAAGCAAGACAACAAGCCAGUGAAUUUGACACGCCUGCUGCGCAGAUGGCUGUGACAGAACAGCUCGGUUUGGAAACCAAUAACAAUGAGUAUGACAAAUGCAGCGCUGAAGAUGCGGUGCUCGAACUAGCCGACCGACAAGCACAAUUCGAAGUAGAAGCAGCGGACGAAGAGAUGUCAGCGUGCACGUUAUACGACAAAGUAGAACAGCAGCAACAGCAACAGCAACACUAUGCGCAGCCCCUCGAGAAACAUUCCAAUGCACAAGUGUUCUUGCCGCCAGUGCCGCCGAUGCCGCCGAUGCCGCGCAUUGUUUGCCAGCCACAUCACGGCGCCAAGCGCACGCGUUCACGCUCCAAAUUUGGUAGCCGCAAGCGGCAGAAGGUGAAACAUUCCACGGUCUCGUUCGAAUUGGACGAUCGACUGCCGCCAGCGACGCGCGUCGAUGUGGUGCCAAAAUGGAAUAACGGGUGGACGUGGGAGGGUGAACCAUUCCAGGGCGCGGUAUUCUUGAAUAGCGACGAUCCACUGGUCAUUCGCACCUGUUAUCCCGCCAUGCGGCACUCGGAGGGCGACAUAAUACGCACGCGUGACUGCGUGCUGCUCAAAGCGAACGAGGACAAUGACUUGCCGUAUGUGGCGAAAGUGGCGCAUAUCUGGGAGAACCCCGAGGAUGGCGAAAUGAUGAUCUCUUUGCUGUGGUACUACCGCCCCGAACAUACCGAACAGGGCCGCCAGCCCAACGACAGUCCCGACGAGGUAUACGCGUCCAGACAUCGCGAUCACAACUCCGUUGCUUGCAUUGAGGACAAGUGUUACGUGCUCACUUUUAGCGAGUAUUGCAGAUAUCGCCGUCGCUUGCGUGCUGCCGAAGAAGAUAUCGAAGAGGAAGUCUCCAUUGUGCCGAAACGAUCCAGUUGUUAUAGCAUACGCACGGUGCCUGACAACACCAAUCCCGAACUGGUGAUGUUCUGUCGGCGCGCGUAUGAGUUUCGCACGAGGCGACUGCUGAAGAUGCCCAACAAGCAGGACUACAUUGUCGUGAACGGCUAAGCGGGCUGCAAUGAGUGUGAUGAAUGCACGCAAGGAGAAAAAGGACAGUAAGUGAAUGCAAAGCGCGCCACCACUGCAGUUACAAGUGAGGUUAAGUGCGUUUAGCAACAAAAAAAAUCACUGAAGUUAAAAAAAACAAAGAGAAAACAAGUAAAUAGUAUUGUAUUUGAGGUUCAAAACAUUUUAGGCAUGGCAUACAUAUAGGGUGCUACAUGGGGAUUUCAAUGCUAUGCGCUAUUGAAAUUAAAUAGUGCGAAAAGUCAUUAGGGCCUUCUACAGCAGUAAUUUUUAUUUGCAUUAAUUAUUUAUAAGAGAAAUUAUUUAAGUGACUUAUUUUACAUUUAUUUUCCACUACUCUUUCUGAUUUACGCCUUUGUAUGUGUAAGCUUAAAUCGAUGUGUGGCUUUUUUGCCAGUAUACUGCUCGCGGCUUUUUUUGUUAUUAUAUAGUGACUAGCGUAUAUGUAUGUACUCGUAUAUUUAAAAUAUUUAUAAAAAAAAAAAAUAUAUUACUUUUCCUUAUUAACUUAUACUGGAGACGCUGAGUGCGAGAUUCAAUGCUUGAACUAUUAUUGUAAGCAGCAAGAAAUAUGCAUGUCUAAAACAAAAAAUCCUACAAAAAGUAGUAAGUGAAAAUUAUAAUGUAGCAUUAUUGAAAAUUAAUGACGCUGCGAAGUAAAAUUUGAAAUUUAACCAAAAAACAGUAAAUCACAGAGCAUACAAAACAAAUAUUUAGCUAUUUUAAUGAAAAUGGCGCGUAGCCACCAAGUACCAUGUAAGAAAUAACCUAGUGAAAUAGCUGCAGUUAUAACAACAAAAACAAGGGACCAGGCGUACUAAAAGAAAAAGAAAAUAAUACUUUUUGGAAAAAAAAGAUAACUAAAAAAUUCAAUUAUCACAAAAUAGUCAGUUUAGUUGUAGGCAGUGAGCGUUUAAAGAAUUUACAAAACUUGAAAAAAUUACAAUAAACCAACAGUCAAAAAUAAGUAAAAAAAAA
Molecule: messenger RNA, 6564 nt
Organism: Rhagoletis zephyria (snowberry fruit fly)
Lineage: Eukaryota; Metazoa; Arthropoda; Insecta; Diptera; Tephritidae
Gene: Hers
Product: Histone gene-specific Epigenetic Repressor in late S phase
Biological process (GO): negative regulation of DNA-templated transcription; heterochromatin formation
Cellular component (GO): chromatin silencing complex
Molecular function (GO): chromatin binding; transcription cis-regulatory region binding
Source: RefSeq, a predicted model, not a curated record